Messenger RNA from Pogona vitticeps (central bearded dragon), 5688 nucleotides. The record is from RefSeq and is a predicted model, not a curated record. Lineage: Eukaryota; Metazoa; Chordata; Lepidosauria; Squamata; Agamidae.
AUGGAGUUGGUUUUCAGGCUAUCUCUGGUUUUUCUGCUUCUGCUGCCUUGCACUGGAGUAGACUGGGAUCUUUCUCAGCAUUUUAUUUUUAUUGCUGGUCCUCUUACUAAUGAUUUAGUAAACAAUUUAAACGGCCAAAGUGGACAUGGAAGAGAACCUGCUUUUCCUUUUGAAAGGGCCCAGCCAGAUUUCCUUUGCCACCAGCCUUCUAUCUCUUCUUUGGAGCCAUACUUUGAUGAACUUCGUGCAAGUGGUGUGACUCACUUUAAGGUUUUCUUGCCUUGGACUCGUCUACUUCCCGAGGGGAAUGCCCAAAAUCCCAACAAGGCUAAUGUUGAAUGCUACAGACAACUUCUCAGGACCCUCCGUGCUGCUCAGCUUAAGCCAGUUUUAGUCUUAAAUCAGUGGGUCUUGCCCAAGUCUUUGGGCCCCCAGUUAUCGCUGACCGAGUCUACAACUUUCGUUGACCUUUUUGUGGAAUACGCCAAGUUUUCUUUUGAGUCGUUUGGUGACUUGGUGGAUACCUGGCUCACUUUCAGCAACCUGCCUGAAGUUGCAGAAGGACUGAGUCAUGGGGAUCCACUAGACAAUCCUCUCCAGGUGUUCGCAACAGCGCAUGAAAAGGCAUAUAAAAUGUACCAUGAAAAUUAUUCUUCAGAAGAUGGAAGAGUGUCCAUUUCAUUAGACAUUCAUGAUGCUGUGUUGGUGCCACCAGGAUCUUUCUUAGCUUCCAUUUUGGACUUUCUAGAUUUCUUAUCUCUCAGUCUACAGUACAACUGCAAAAGGAAAGCAAGUAUUGAAAAGAUGCUGGAUGAAUUGCAGGUAAUUCUGAGCAAUUACACGAUUUAUGAAAAUGAAGCAUGGGUCAUAGGAUAUGAUGUGAAUUCUUUCUUGGACAACUCACCCAUUCAAGCAGCAUGCUCCUACGCAGAAAAUCUAGCCAUCCAGUCAAAGCCAGAGGAGGCAUUGAUAUCAGCCAUCACCCCACUUUCAUCCUACCAAAUGGUUUGGGAAAAAAUUAGUAAUCAGUCUGUGGAAGAGAGAGACCUUUUUUUGCAUGAUACUUUCCCGAGCAAUUUUCUUUGGGGCACUUCAACAGGAGCCUUUAAUGUUGAAGGUGGCUGGGCAGAAGCUGGCAAAGGAGAAAGUAUUUGGGACCGAUAUGGCCAUCAAGGUCACACCUAUGUGAAUCAAACAGCCGAUGUGGCGUGCGAUAGCUAUCACAAAAUAGAGUACGAUCUUUAUGCGCUCAGAGGCCUUCAGUCAAAAAUCUAUAAAUUUUCUAUAUCAUGGCCUAGGAUUUUUGCCAGUGGGAAUAAGGACAGCUUGAAUUCUCAAGGAGUGGAUUACUACAAUAAACUCAUAGAUGGCUUGCUGGAUUCUAACAUUGAACCUAUGGUGACCUUGUUCCACUGGGACCUUCCUCAAGCCCUGCAGGACUUAGGCGGCUGGCAAAACGAGAGCAUCAUAAGUGCCUUUGUAGACUAUGCGUCUUUCUGCUUUGCUACUUUUGGGGAUCGAGUUAAAUUCUGGAUUACCUUCCACGAACCCUGGGUCAUCAGCUACGCUGGCUAUGGGACUGGACAGCAUCCUCCAGGAAUUGUUGACCCAGGAGUAGCAUCAUAUGAGGUGGCUCAUGUUAUUCUCAAAGCUCACGCUCAAGCCUGGCAUAUUUAUGAUGCCCAGUAUCGCCCCAAACAAAAUGGGAAGGUGGGAAUUGUUCUGAAUUCCGAUUGGGCUGAACCAAACACGCCAGGAAGACCCGAGGAUAUAAGUGCAGCUGAACGUUACUUGCAUUUCAUGCUGGGCUGGUUUGCUCACCCAAUAUUUGUUAACGGUGAUUACCCGGAGGUCCUGAAAUCCCAGAUUGAGCAGAUUAACCAGCAAUGUUCUUCCCCAGUUGCUAAACUCCCUGCUUUCCUGGACGAUGAGAAGAAACUGGUGAAUGGGACGGCUGACUUCUUCGGCCUUUCCCAUUACACUUCCAGGCUCAUCAGCGCCUCAGCAAAUCCUGCCUGCACUCCGAGUUAUCAGAACAUUGGGGGCUUUACCCCACACGUAAAUCUGUCCUGGCCGCAGACAGCUGCACCUUGGAUCUAUUCGGUGCCCUGGGGACUGAGGAGAUUGCUCCUCUUUGUAUCCAGAGAAUACACUGGGGCAAGGAUCCCAAUUUAUAUAGCAGCAAAUGGUGCACCAACAGAUGAUGGAAGUGAUUUGGUUAAUGAUACACUGAGAAUAGAUUACUACCGUCUCUACAUCAAUGAGGCUUUAAAAGCUGUGAAGCUGGAUGCCGUCGAUGUGCAGGCAUACAUUGCCCGGUCUUUGCUGGAUGGCUUUGAAGGCCCAGCGGGAUACAGUCAAAGGUUUGGCCUUCACUACGUGAAUUUCAAAGAUGCAGACAGACCUCGGACCCCCAAAGAAUCUGCAUAUUUCUUCUCCUCUGUUAUUGAAAACAAUGGGUUUCCCAGAGUGGUUACAAGGAAAUCACCUCAGACACUCAAAGAGGAUAUUUCCAUGCCUCCACGUUUGCCUAGUUUACCAGCUUCUGAAGUUCCCUCAGAAGCAAAAGUAGUUUGGGAAAGAUUUUCUGGCCAGACUAAUUUUGAACAGGAUAUGUUCUUCUACGGCACUUUCCCAGAAGAUUUUCGCUGGGGAGUGUCCACUUCUGCCUACCAAAUUGAAGGAAGCUGGGAUGCGGAUGGAAAAGGACCUAGCAUAUGGGAUAACUUUACCCAUGUCCCUGGGAAUAUUCAGAAUAAUGCUACAGGAGACAUAGCUUGUGACAGCUACAAUAAAAUGGAUGCUGAUCUUUAUUCACUGAGAGGCUUAAGAGUGAACAGCUAUCGCUUCUCACUCUCAUGGCCUCGAAUUUUCCCAGAUGGAACAAACAAUUCCAUAAAUAGCUAUGGUGUUGGUUAUUACAAUCGUCUGAUAGAUGGUUUGCUAGCCCAAAACAUCAGACCGAUGGUCACUCUCCACCACUGGGAUCUGCCCCAGGCUUUACAAGACAUUGGUGGUUGGCAGAAUCCUGACCUGGCUGAGAUCUUUGCAAGUUUUGCAGACUUCUGUUUUCAGACUUUUGGAGACAGGGUCAAGUUCUGGAUGACUUUCAAUGAGCCUCUGCUGAUUUCAUGGCGAGGUUACGAUUCAGGUGUUUUCCCACCAAAUGUCAAAGAUAAUCCAGGGUACUCAGCCUACCAAGUUACUCACACGAUACUGAAGGCUCAUGCCAGAGCAUACCAUAUAUAUGACCAGAAAUACAGAGCCACUCAGAAAGGUGUGGUCUCUUUGAGCAUGAGCAUAGAUUGGGUUGAACCAGAGAUGCCAAAUGAUCCCCGGAAUGUGGAGGCAGCUGACCAGCAUUUGCAAUUUGAAGUGGGAUGGUUUGCGCACCCAAUUUUUAAAAAUGGCGAUUACCCAGAUGCCAUGAAGUGGAAAGUCGGAAACAGAAGUGAGCUGCAGAACCUGCCAUCCUCUCGGCUUCCGGUUUUCACAGAAGAAGAGAAAGAAUAUAUUAAGGGCACGGCUGAUGUCUUCUGCCUGAACUAUUAUGUUACCAAUAUUAUAAAACACAAGACAACUAGGCUGACUCCGUUCUCCUAUGAAGAUGACCGAGAACAAGUGUUGCACAAUGACCCUUCUUGGCCGACUACAGCAAACAACAAUCGAGCAGUGGCCUGGGGGCUGCGGAGGGUACUCAACUGGAUCAAAGUGGAAUACGGCAAUCCUCCCAUUUACAUCACCGAAAAUGGAGUUAGCACAAAUGCUAAUGUGGAUGAUAUCACCAGAAUCUUUUUCCACAAAACCCAUAUUGAUGAGGCUUUGAAAGCUUACACUCUGGAUGGGGUGAACCUUCGAGGCUAUGUGGCCUGGUCUUUAAUGGAUAAUUUUGAAUGGUUAGAAGGUUAUGAGGCAAAAUUUGGUCUGCACCAGGUUGAUUUUGAACAUCCAAACAGGCCAAGAACUCCAAGAAGUUCUGCUAUAUAUUUUGCUGAAAUCAUACGUCAGAAUGGAAUCCCACUGCCAAAAGACGAGGAGUUCAUUUACGGGGAAUUUCCAAAUAAUUUCAUUUGGAGUGUGGCAUCAGCAGCAUACCAGAUUGAAGGGGCCUGGAGAGCUGAAGGGAAAGGACUCAGCAUAUGGGACCAAUUUACUCACACACCUUUGAGAAUCAGUAAUGAUGAAAAUGGCGAUGUUGCUUGUGACAGCUACCACAAGAUGGAUGCAGAUCUGGCUAUUCUGAAAAGCCUCCAAGUGACUCAUUAUCGUUUUUCCAUCUCCUGGCCUCGUGUGCUGCCAGAUGGAACCACCCGCUAUAUAAAUGAAGCUGGUCUGAAAUACUAUGAAAGGCUUGUUGAUGCUCUCCUUGCAGCCAAUAUACAGCCUCAGGUCACUCUGUACCACUGGGACCUCCCUCAGGCUCUUCAAAAUGUUGGAGGUUGGGAAAAUGAGACUAUAGUCCAGCGAUUUAAAGAAUAUGCAGAGGUUCUCUUUCAAAGGCUUGGAGAGAAAGUGAAAUUUUGGAUAACUUUGAAUGAGCCUUUUAACACUGCUAAUAAUGGUUAUGGUUACGGAGUAGCUGCUCCAGGCAUUUAUACAAGGCCAGGCCAUGCACCUUACAUUGUGGCACACAAUUUGAUCAAGGCCCAUGCUGAAGUCUGGCAUCUCUACAAUGAUACUUACCGUCCCACACAAGGAGGGCUGAUCUCUCUGAGCAUCAACACCGACUGGGCUGAACCAAGGAACCCUCACAAGCAGGAGGACAUUGAUGCUGCCAGGAGAUAUCUCCAGUUCUUUGCUGGCUGGUUUGCUCAUCCCAUCUUCAAAAACGGUGACUAUAGUGAGGUGAUGAAAAAGAGGAUCCAGGAGAGAAGCCAGGGACAAUCACGGCUUCCUGAAUUUACUGAAAGUGAAAAGCAGAGAAUUAAAGGCACCUAUGACUAUUUUGGUCUGAACCAUUAUACCACAGUACUAACGUACAACUUAAACUAUCCUGCUUUUAUUACCUCCUACGAUGCUGAUAGAGGUGUUGCCUCCAUAACGGACCGCAGCUGGCUGGGGUCUGGCUCUUCGUGGCUGAAGGUGACCCCAUUUGGCUUCAGAAGGCUCUUGAAGUGGAUCAAGGAAGAAUACAACAACCCCCCUAUUUAUGUGACAGAGAAUGGGAUUUCGGAACGGGUAGAUGGGGGCUUCAAUGACACUUGGCGAAUACAUUACUUAAAGAACUACAUCAAUGAAGCUUUGAAAGCGGUUAUACUUGAUGGUGUCGAUUUACGAGGAUACACUGUUUGGUGCCUGAUGGACAAUUUUGAAUGGGCAGUUGGCUUCAGUGAGAGGUUUGGAUUACAUUAUACCAACUACACAGAUCCAACUUUACCCAGAAUUCCAAAGGAAUCUUCAAAAUACUAUUCCUCUAUCAUCCGUUGUAAUGGCUUUCCAGAUCCAGCCUCUGGGCCUCAUUUGUGUCUAGAGCCACAAGUAGAAAGUACAAGUCUGCCACCUAGCAACACAACUUUGCCUGCCAUAAAGCCAGUACAAUUUUUGGAUUUGGACCUGACGUCUUCUCAAGCCACAACAGCCCUUUAUACAUUAUUUGCACUGCUCCUGGUCGCUGUACUAGGCCUUGGUCUUUUUUCAUUUGUGUACACAAAGAUGAUUAAAAAAAGCAGAAGAGAACGUCAGAUGUAA